Molecule: messenger RNA, 2269 nt
Organism: Heterocephalus glaber (naked mole-rat)
Lineage: Eukaryota; Metazoa; Chordata; Mammalia; Rodentia; Bathyergidae
Gene: Rnps1
Product: RNA binding protein with serine rich domain 1
Biological process (GO): mRNA splicing, via spliceosome
Cellular component (GO): nucleoplasm; ASAP complex; cytoplasm
Molecular function (GO): RNA binding
Source: RefSeq, a predicted model, not a curated record
AAGCCUUGACCUUUCGUUUGAGAGUCGUUAAUUUAAACAUUAACUCCACAAAAGUUUGUUGAGAGUCCCUGUUUGCCGUUCUCUGCGCUAGGGCUGAGGGUCCGGCCUAGCGUGGACCGAGCAAGGUGACUGCACUCAGAAGGGAGGGUGCGGGAAGGUUAAGGUCGAUGGUGAGAGAUACGGAGUAGGCUUUUUCUACCUUUUUUAUUUCUCACGCAUUGUGUCUGAAAUGCACGUAUACUUGGGGGAGGGUACUUUUAAGAUUUGUACAGGAACGCCAUCUGCUCAAGAGUUAACUAACUGUUCUCUCCUUUCUCUGGCUGUUGGACGCGCACCUUUCCGGAGGAUGGGGGAGGUAACCAAGGCUGCUCUUUGGCGUAAAUUGCAAUCGAUUAGGGAUCGUUUCUCAGACUCAAGUUAGAAGUGAGAUUUCAGAUAAGUGAGGCCGCCAUUGCUGCUUUGAACACCUCAGAAGGGGAGAAUGGAUUUAUCAGGAGUGAAAAAGAAGAGCUUGCUAGGAGUCAAAGAAAAUAAUAAAAAGUCCAGCACUAGGGCUCCUUCCCCUACCAAACGCAAGGACCGCUCUGAUGAGAAGUCUAAGGAUCGCUCUAAAGACAAAGGGGCCACCAAGGAAUCUAGUGAGAAGGACCGCGGCAGGGAUAAGACCCGGAAGAGGCGCAGUGCUUCCAGUGGAAGCAGCAGCACCAGGUCUCGGUCCAGCUCAACUUCCAGUUCAGGCUCUAGCACCAGCACAGGCUCCAGCAGUGGCUCCAGUUCCUCUUCGGCAUCCAGCCGUUCUGGAAGCUCCAGUACAUCCCGCAGCUCCAGUUCCAGCAGCUCCUCUGGCUCUCCGAGCCCUUCACGGCGCAGACACGACAACAGGCGGCGCUCCCGCUCCAAAUCCAAACCACCUAAAAGAGAUGAAAAGGAGAGGAAAAGGCGAAGCCCUUCCCCUAAACCCACCAAAGUGCACAUCGGGAGGCUUACCAGGAAUGUGACUAAGGAUCACAUCAUGGAGAUAUUUUCCACCUAUGGGAAGAUUAAAAUGAUUGACAUGCCUGUAGAAAGGAUGCAUCCUCAUCUAUCCAAAGGCUAUGCAUAUGUGGAGUUUGAGAAUCCAGAUGAAGCAGAGAAAGCGCUGAAGCACAUGGAUGGAGGACAAAUUGAUGGUCAGGAGAUAACUGCUACUGCUGUGCUGGCCCCCUGGCCUAGGCCACCACCCCGACGAUUCAGCCCUCCCAGGAGAAUGCUACCACCACCUCCCAUGUGGCGCAGGUCACCCCCACGGAUGAGGAGAAGGUCACGCUCCCCAAGACGCAGGUCCCCUGUACGCAGGCGGUCCCGUUCUCCUGGCCGCCGCCGCCAUAGGAGCCGCUCUAGCUCCAAUUCUUCCCGAUAAGCAAGACUACCGAAGCUCACUCUUGUAACUUAUGUCCCAGUCAGCUCAGUUUUGUCACUUCUCUAGCAUAAUGAGCAGCAGAAGAGGAUCCCUCACUCAGGCAGACUUCAAAGGCAGCAAUGGAGACACGUUCUUCAAACGGGUUCUGGCUACAGAAGUGCUCUUGGUUCAGGGCUGUGCCCAUAAAUGCACCUUGCAGUUUUCUGUCUAGGAAGCUCACCAUUCACAUCUCAUGAGUCUGUUCAAUGGCAGAGACUGUAGGAACAAGCAAGCCUCCAGGUGGCAGAUGCCCCAGCCUUUCCAGAUGACUUGGGGGCAGUCUGGCAAUGUGAUCAUACCUUGGGGACCAAUUCACCAUUCUCAUUAGACCUGGCCCUUUGAUCCCUGCUUGAGUCCUCUUCCAGCCUCUAGGAUCAAACACCUAGAAAGACCCCUGUGGCCUGUGUUAGUUGUCAUAAUGGUUCUGUCUUUCUAUGUUCUCACCUAUACACGCACCCCAUUUGUCUUCUUUUUUUUUUUUUUUGUUACUGGGGAUUGAACUCGGGUCCUUGCACUUGCGCAGCAGGCAACAAAACCACUGAGCUAAAUCCCUGGCCCCCAUUUGUCUUCUUGACUCAAAUGUUGGUGAGCAAUUUGAGAACCAGCUUUGCAGGUCACCAUGGAGCCCCCCCAUUUCACCUGCCAUUCAUGGUGGUCUUGCAGGUUACUUUGGCAACAUGUACAUCGCUUUUUUGGCUUUUAUUGUACAGUCAGUGGUAUAAAAUUUGAGUUUUGUAACUUUGUAGCAUUUUAGAUAAGGUUGUGUUUGUUCUUUGUUGUGUAGAGUAAAGGAAUUGUAUUGAAUAAACCUAGGAUUAGAAUGCAGAUUGA